Messenger RNA from Zophobas morio, 1899 nucleotides. RefSeq names its product 1-acyl-sn-glycerol-3-phosphate acyltransferase gamma-like. Bases 450 to 1610 code for a protein of 386 amino acids. Gene Ontology annotation, cellular component: endomembrane system. Lineage: Eukaryota; Metazoa; Arthropoda; Insecta; Coleoptera; Tenebrionidae. The record is from RefSeq and is a predicted model, not a curated record. The transcript has 6 exons. Gene Ontology annotation, molecular function: 1-acylglycerol-3-phosphate O-acyltransferase activity.
AAAUACUGACAGACAACCCCUAAUGCUCUUAACAAAAAUCGCAAACUGUAUGCAAUCGUGAUGGAAUCUUGAAUUAUGGCAGGCAAUAUUACCCUCGAACAUGUUUUUCUAUAGUCCAUUAUCAAUUACCUAUUUGGACUUUGCAUCCAAUGGUAUCAUGCGUGUUUAAUGUUAGUGUUACAAUUCCAAUACAAUUUCGAAUAUUUCAUGGAAAUUAAAACCUUCGCUAUCAAGAAUAUAGAAAGCGUACAGCACAAAAAUACAUUUGUAACGGACGUAGCGAGAGAGGUGGGUUCGUCCAGAGAAUUCGUGUCGAUUUUUUCAAACAAUUAGUAUUAUUUUAAGGAUUUUAUAUAAAACAUGAAAAUAAUCGAAUUGAAUUGUGUUUGAAACUCGAAGUACUCGAAGAUAUAUUUUGAAGGUUUUAGCAAGACAACAGGCAGCCAAACAUGGAUUUUUCGAAAUUAAAACAGUCAAGACUAUUUCAUUUAUGUUUUGCCAUUACAUUUUUUACAUCGGGCGUGAUUGUGAACCUAGUCCAGUGUCUGUUUUAUCUUGUGUUAAGGCCAUUUAAUAAAAGACUCUAUAGGAAGUUAAACUGGUAUUUUUGCUUUACAAUAUAUUCACAAUUAGUUUUUCUGGGAGAUUGGUGGUCCGGUUCUCGUAUAAAGUUUUAUAUUGAUAGAGAAGAAUUUGAUAGAUAUUAUGGUAAAGAACAUGCCUAUUGUGUAAUGAAUCACAGUUAUGAAAUUGACUGGUUAGUCGGGUGGAUGAUUUGUGAUAGAAUUCAUCUCUUAGGGAAUUGUAAAGCAUAUGCCAAAAAAGUUAUACAAUAUGUCCCUGUGUUGGGAUGGGGGUGGAAGUGUGCAGAAUUUGUUUUUCUUGAAAGAUCAUUUGAAAAAGACAAGAGAGUGAUAAGUUCACAAAUCACUGAACUAUCGGAACAUCCAGAUCCAAUAUGGCUGCUACUCUUCCCAGAAGGCACAAGGUUUACUCCAACCAAGCACAAAAUCUCUCUAGAAUUCGCUCGCCAAAAAAAUUUGCCAGAAUUGAAGCACCACCUUCUUCCAAGAACCAAAGGCUUCAUUGCCAGUUUGCCGUCGAUGAAAGGCAAAAUUCCAGCAUUGCUAGACAUCGAAAUCUGUUUUGAUGAAAAAGAGACGAACAAACCUACAAUAACGGAUCUCUUAUUUGGCAAACCUGUAACUGCUCAUAUGUAUAUGAGGCGCAUACCGUUAGAAGAGUUGCCUGAUACUGAACACGAACAAGAAGAAUUUCUCAGGGAGAUGUUUAUUAGGAAAGAUAAGCUAAAAGAUAGUUUUCUUAAAACAGGAGAUUUUUUUGCAACUUCGGGUGUUCCUAGGGUAGAACCGUUUGAGAUUGAACGUAGAAUAAAUAGUUUAAUAAAUAUUGCCGUUUGGGUCGUCCUGAUAUGUUGCCCAAUGGUAUACUAUUUAAUUAGACUGCUUUUCAGUGGAGAACUGUUAUACUUUUCCAUUGGCGCUAGCAUUAUAGGAGCUUUUUAUUUGUUAUUAAAUAAAACAAUUGGAAUGUCCGAGAUUGGGAAAGGUUCGUCCUAUGGUACAAAUACUCCAAAGAAAAACGCAUAAGUAGUGCUUCAGGUAUUAUUUUUAAAUGUAAGACAUUGCGUUGUUUGUGCCAAGCUGUUAGGCAUUUAAAAUUAACUACUAAAUCGUUCAAUUUUUAAAAAUGAAACUACAACUAGCGUUAAACGCAACAGUACAAGAGAUUGUUAAGGAUUAGUCAGCUGCAGAAAUAAAACGACUCAUUUGUUUUAUAUUCUAUUCACAAACAUUGUAACAAUAGAAGAUUAAUGUUCUAAAUUAUUAGAAUUUUUUUAUGUAUAUUUGUUAAUGUUAUAUAAAUAGAAAAAAUUAA